Messenger RNA from Pongo pygmaeus (Bornean orangutan), 3318 nucleotides. It is a transcript of the gene PPP2R5E, whose product is annotated as protein phosphatase 2 regulatory subunit B'epsilon. Gene Ontology annotation, cellular component: cytosol; protein phosphatase type 2A complex; nucleus. The transcript is spliced from 14 exons. Gene Ontology annotation, biological process: signal transduction; protein dephosphorylation. Gene Ontology annotation, molecular function: protein phosphatase activator activity. NCBI's taxonomy places the organism in Eukaryota, Metazoa, Chordata, Mammalia, Primates, Hominidae. The coding region runs from base 643 to 2046 and encodes 467 amino acids. The record is from RefSeq and is a predicted model, not a curated record.
CUUCAAGGUAACUUCGUCCCUCCAGCACCGCGGCUCGCCCGCUUCCCUUCUUCCUCCCGGUCCUCCUGGGGAACCUAUGGGGCACCGACCUUGGGAAGGCCUGGCCGGGCAGGCGAGGGGUGCGGUGGGGUGGGGUGGGGUGCGGGUGCGGGAGCGGGAGCGCCCGUCCCACUUGUCUGAUUUACCUACAAAUGCUUCUGAUGAUACCUCUCAUUCACUCUGCCCCCUCCCCCCUUUUUCUCCACCUUCUGGGAGUGGAGGCGUUUUCUUGCCCCCCUUUAUCCACUGGCGGGGGCGGGGAAUAAAGGGGGGUUUGGUGUGAGGAGGAUUCUCUAGCAGCUUAUCGUCUCCAGGGCUUGGGGUGUGGGUUAGGAGCAAAGGGAGUAUGUAAGCAUCCCCACAGACAAACCGCUUCCCUGUCUUUCCCUACUUCCCCUUACCCCCUUUGGAUUAUCCUGAGCCAUGGAAAUGCCCGGUACCUGCUGAUUAGAGGAUGAUAAAGCUUCGGGAGCCCUGGCCCAGGGCGAAACCUGUUUCCCUGGGCUUUGCACGGACCCGCUGUUACCUUACGUUCAGUUUUGCAGUGCUCCAGGGUUGCGAUCCUUGACGUUUAUUCUGGGCCUCGGGCAUAAGGGUAGGGAUAUGUCCUCAGCACCAACUACUCCUCCAUCAGUGGAUAAAGUAGACGGAUUUUCUCGGAAGUCCGUCAGAAAAGCCAGACAGAAGAGGUCGCAAAGUUCCUCACAGUUUAGGUCUCAAGGCAAGCCUAUUGAGUUAACACCUCUGCCACUGCUAAAAGACGUUCCAUCCUCAGAGCAGCCUGAACUGUUCCUAAAGAAACUUCAGCAGUGCUGUGUCAUUUUUGACUUCAUGGACACGCUAUCUGAUCUUAAAAUGAAAGAAUACAAGCGCUCCACUCUUAAUGAACUGGUGGACUACAUUACAAUAAGCAGAGGCUGUUUGACAGAGCAGACUUACCCUGAAGUAGUUAGAAUGGUAUCUUGCAAUAUAUUCAGAACUCUCCCUCCUAGUGACAGCAAUGAAUUUGAUCCAGAAGAAGAUGAACCUACCCUUGAGGCAUCGUGGCCACACUUACAGCUUGUAUAUGAAUUUUUCAUACGAUUUUUGGAAAGCCAAGAAUUCCAACCCAGCAUUGCCAAAAAAUAUAUAGAUCAGAAAUUUGUAUUACAGCUUCUGGAGCUGUUUGACAGCGAAGACCCUCGGGAACGGGACUACUUAAAAACAGUCUUACACAGAAUUUAUGGCAAGUUUCUUGGUCUUAGAGCAUUUAUCCGAAAACAGAUUAACAAUAUUUUUCUAAGGUUUGUUUAUGAAACAGAACACUUCAAUGGUGUAGCUGAACUGCUGGAAAUAUUAGGAAGUAUUAUCAAUGGCUUUGCUUUACCUCUUAAGGCAGAACACAAACAGUUUCUGGUGAAAGUAUUGAUCCCUUUACACACUGUCAGGAGCUUAUCACUCUUCCAUGCACAGCUGGCAUAUUGUAUAGUACAGUUUCUGGAGAAAGAUCCUUCACUCACAGAACCAGUUAUUAGGGGGUUAAUGAAAUUUUGGCCUAAAACAUGUAGUCAAAAAGAGGUCAUGUUCCUUGGGGAACUGGAAGAAAUAUUGGAUGUUAUUGAACCUUCACAAUUUGUUAAAAUCCAAGAACCUUUGUUUAAACAAAUCGCCAAGUGUGUAUCUAGCCCCCAUUUUCAGGUGGCAGAAAGAGCACUCUAUUAUUGGAAUAAUGAAUACAUCAUGAGUUUGAUAGAAGAAAACUCUAACGUCAUCCUUCCCAUCAUGUUUUCCAGCCUUUAUAGGAUUUCAAAAGAACAUUGGAAUCCGGCUAUUGUGGCAUUGGUGUACAAUGUGUUGAAGGCAUUUAUGGAAAUGAACAGCACCAUGUUUGACGAGCUGACAGCCACAUACAAGUCAGAUCGUCAGCGUGAGAAAAAGAAAGAAAAGGAGCGUGAAGAAUUGUGGAAAAAAUUGGAGGAUCUGGAGUUAAAGAGAGGUCUUAGACGUGAUGGAAUAAUUCCAACUUAACAAAAACAAUGACAACAACAUUACUAACCUGUGGAGUCACACAUUUAUGUAGUAGAAGAUGGAGCAACAGUUUUCUGUAUUGUGCAACUUUACAGUAGAUUUCACAUUUGUUUCAUUAUUACAACAGCACUGUAUAUACCUGUCUCUAAGUAAAGGAAAAAACAAAAUAAGGACUUCAAUCCAAAGUUUGGACAGUAGAUGGACUUCUCAGAACUUUGCAAACAUAAUCAUUGUUCUAACCCUCUUUUUAAAAAAAAAUCGGUCUUCAAAGAUCUGUUGAUGAAAUUGCUAUGUUAAAAUUCCAUUAUCGGGAGUUCCUUAUUUAUCACUAGCAGAGAGUAUGAUACAAUUUUCAAAUGUGAACAGUCUUAAAUUUAGCUUGUCUUUCUGCUAAGCUGUUAAAUGUAUUUAUAGUAAAGGAAGAAAAAAGACUGUCAUUUCCUUAUAAGUUUGUAUAACAUCCUCCUCUGGAUAACUUGACUGUAAUUUGACAUCUUUUUCUUUUGCACAUCUUCCUGAGUUGAAUGUCCACGUGGAAUGGGGUCAUGAAUUAUAAAAAAGUCCCUGAUAAAAGUUUAGUUUACUGGGGUGAACAUCUUUCCAGUAACCAGGUAGUCCUGGUACUCCUUUAGUUUUAAAAUUAGGAGUUAAAAGAGAAGAGGUGAUAAACAUAGUAGGGAAGGAAAUAUUGGAUUCAUGCAUCAGUUUAUGGUGAAUCCAAAUCAAUGUCUUGAAUCCUUUGAAAACAGGCACUGGGACAUUACAGGCAGUACCUGACCAGUAUUAGUUGCAUAUAUCAUUGAACACACAUACCAGAGAUGUUUUAGAAAUGCGAGAAAAACAUCCUUUUGGACUAUUUGAAAUAAGAAAGACAAACACUAAACAAUACAACCAUGAAAUUGAUCGCCAGGAUUGCAAAUCUAAUUGGGAAAAGAGUUGAGCAAACAGCUUGGACUGUUUGGAGUUGUUGCCUUACUUUUUAAUAUGUAUUUAUAAAGUAUUCCAGCAAAAGAGGAUGUAGCCUCUGGGAAAAAACAAACAUGUUACAGUGUUUUUUGUAGAUUCUCGUUCUAUAUCUCAUCACAGCGCCAGCCCUGUUUUUAGCCGGAAAGGAUUCAGGAUAAACAUUAUUAUGCAUUCUGAAUUGGAUGCAUAUUCCUAACUACUGUAUUUGUUACCAAAAGUGGUUCUACAAAUGCUACUGACAAAAAUCUGGAAAUUCCUAAUGUCCUGAGUAUUAAUAAUAAAGUUUAAAAAUGCUUUUAUAUCAAA